Hippopotamus amphibius kiboko is the source of this 7394-nucleotide messenger RNA. It is a transcript of the gene ARSG, whose product is annotated as arylsulfatase G. The record is from RefSeq and is a predicted model, not a curated record. Lineage: Eukaryota; Metazoa; Chordata; Mammalia; Artiodactyla; Hippopotamidae. Gene Ontology annotation, molecular function: arylsulfatase activity. The coding region runs from base 5100 to 6677 and encodes 525 amino acids. The transcript is spliced from 18 exons.
GGUUCGCGGCCACGGCGGCUCCGCGCCCGCCCCGGGCAGAACAGGUUGCUUCCAGUUUGGGUGUGAGCUGCGCGCGCGCGGCGCCGCGGACCCCGAGUUCCUCCUCCCGCGCCCGUCUCCCCGGAUUUCGUCAGCUCGCGCACCCCCGCGGCUCCCCUGGGCGGCGGGUGAGGGGGUGCCGCGGCGGGCCCCGGGGAGCUCGCGGCCCGGCUGCCGCGGGCGCUGUGCUGUUCCCCCCUUUGCUGCGGCAGCGGCAGCAUCGCGUUGCGCGCGAGGGCUGGGAGCGAGCGGCCGGGCUGAGUCAGCAUCCCCGUCCCAGGGCGCGCGCGCAUCCUCCCCGGCGGGCGGCGGGCGACGUCCACACAGGUGCACGGCUGCCUGGCUCGCGGGGCGCUGCGGUGGGGAGGACCCGGAGGGCGUGUGCCCCCCACCCCGGAGUCCCCGACCCCAGGGUCGCAGUGGACUCAGCGUGUGAUGCUCGGGAAACCUCAGGAGCUCGUCACGGGGACAAAGCCGUGUCGGGUCCCAGGCAUUUCGGAGCCCGCGGGGGCGCAGACUUGGCCGCCUGGUGUCCACCCCACGUCCCCAUGGCCUCUCUGAGACGCGCUCGGAAGCAAAAGCCUUAUUCUCCGCAUCCCCCUGCCGACUUUGGCACCGGCCGCUCCCUUCGCCAGGUUCGGAGAACGUGCUUCUGAUGUCAGAAACUCGGGAGAGACUGGUUUGGGGGACCCGGCCCUGCUCUGAGUGUGGAAAUGCCACAUGUAACCUGACACAGCACACACUGUCCUGAGACCUGCUUAGGGACCUAGGGGUGCAGCCCAUUCAUUAUACCCGAGUGACUCCGAACAAGUCACCAAAGAGACUCGUGCUUCAGCUUCUUGGUUUUAAAAAUUAGACAACGCAGAAAGCCCUAGGGAUUCCUUUGUGCACACUUGGCCUGCCUGGUCUCUGUCGAUGUUCGUUCGGAGUCUCGGAGUCCUUCUCGUCUUCAUGUUGGGUUGCUAGGCAGAUAUGACCCUGGCUUGCAAAUAACCUCCCUGCAUUUACCAGCCCGUGAGAACUUCAACUUGGGGUAGGUGGGGAAACUGAGGCUGAGAGAUUCCGUAACUUAUCCGAGGUCACACAUCAAGGGCGACUCUUCUGCAUCCUGGACACGUAUUCUUCUGUAGACAGGCCGACACAUUCCCAAAAGCUGCAGCAGAUCGGGGGAAGGGUAAGCUCUGCAAAAAGAGAAAAGACGGUGGGUUGCACCUGGGAGAAAGCGUCCCUCUUCUUAUGCAAAAAUGACACAGGUGAAAGUGAAACUUUGACACACGAACCCAUGAUCAGCCUGAACAGGGAGCAAGGUAAGGUGAUUGAGGGGGGGGCCUCCCUGCCCUUCACCCAAACCUCACCUGACUCUGAGCUCACCUCUGGAUCUACAGAUUUACAUAGAAAACAGAGGUCUGGGAAAUACUUGAAAUGACCCCACAGGGGUGCAAUCAGCCAGUGCAAAAUUUCAAAAAUUUUACAGGACGAACACCUGAGUUUACGUAGAAAUGUGUUGUAGGGAAGAGAGAGGAGGAACUUAUGAAUGGAAAGAGAGGAGACACAGGAGUCUGGUGCAGUGUGCGAGGGACUUGCUUUGGAUCCUGAUGAGAACAAACCAGCCAUAGAAAGACCCCCAAACCAAUGGUGAGGCAAUGGAGGACAUUUCAACACUGAUUGCAUCUUUCAUGAUACUGACAAAUUCUUGUUUAUUUUAAAAAGGGAGGCUUUACUAGCCAUGCAAUUAUAUUUUAUUUUAUUUUUAAAUUUAAAAAAUUUUUUAAAGCCUUUAUUGAAUUUGUUACAAUAUUGCUUCUGUUUUCUGUUUUGGAUUUUUGGCCGCGGGGCACUUGGGAUCUUAGCUCCCGGACCAGGGAUCGAACCUGCACCCCCUGCGUUGGAAGGUGAAGGCUUACCCGCUGGACUGUCAGGGAAGUCCCUAUAAUUGUAUCUUAAAAUAAUUCUUAUAAUUUAGAGAACCAUAGAGAAAUGUUUGUUGAUGAAGUUACGUGAUAUCUGAGAUUUGUUUCCAAGUAACCCAGUCUAAGUGGAGGAGGAGGGAGAGAGAAGUUGGAGGGGAGACGGAUAACACCGGACUGGCCUUGCGUUGGUAAUUGUUGAAUCUAGAUGUUGGAUUGGUAUGUGUGAAUUUCUCAUCUUUUGUAUGUUUGACAACUUCCAUGACAAAAAGUUGCAUGAGUAAUAAUAAACACGCUUUGUGAAAAGCCCUUAAACAUUUGGCAAACGGGCUUUCAGGGGGUGGAUUUCAGGUCAGUGACCGUAAGCCCCUCCCAUUGCAUCCCACCCUUCGUGGUUUUUCCCCUCGAGUGGAGGAUGGAGUUUAUAGGAAGGAUGUUACUCAGAGGCCCAUCUGCUCUCUCUGUUUUUCUGACCUGUGUUCAGGACCCAGGUGUAAUUUCUGCAGGGCUGGCUACUGAGUUUUAGAUGUGUGGCGUGAUGUCACCUCUGCUCUCCCAAAUUGGCUCCUGCCACGGGGCUUCCUUCUGGGACGGUCCCAACAGGUGGUUCCAGCCUAAAGCCAGGCAGGAUGUCAUCUGUCCCCGUGGAUGAGUUUCUUGGCAUCUCUGGGGUCACGGAAGUUGAUAUUCCCAACAACGGGGUCUGGAUAGAGGUCUUCAAGCUUAAAACUUAUUAUUAUUUUAUUUAUUUAUUCUCUUUAUUUUUUUGGCUGCACUGGGUUUUAGUUGCAGGACAUGGGAUCUUGUGGCGUGCGGGUUUUCUCUCUAGUUGUGGCGUGCGAGCUCCAGGGUGCGUGGGCUUUGUAGUUUGCAGCACACGGGCUCUCUAGUUGAGGCUCGCAGCCUCAGUAGUUGUGGCACAGGCUUAGUUGCUCCGCAACAUGUGGGAUCUUAGUUCCCCGACCAGGGAUUGAACCCGUGUCCCCUGCAUUGGAAGGUGGAUUCUUUACCACUGGACCACCAGGGAAGUCCCUUAAAUUUUUUUUUUAAUGAUCUAAGUGGAAUUGCUCUCCCAGCUUGGAUGGAGAGGCAGUCAAAGAUUUCCUUUGCUCCAGUUAGAAGAUAAGUGAGUCCUGGGGGCGUAACCUACAACAGGAUGACUACAGUGAACGCUGCCGCGUGGAAUGUGCACGUUGUUAGGAGAGUAGAUUCUCAAAGUUCUCAUUACAGGAGAAAAACAUUUGUUUUUCUUCUCUUUUCCCUCUCUCUCUCUCUUUGUGUCUCUCGUCUCCUUGUAUCUGUAUGAGAUGAUGGAUGUUGACUGAAUUUACAGUGGUCAUGGUUUUGCAGUAUAUGUACGUCCAGUUAUCAUAAUGCAUGUGUUAGACUUGCACAGUGGUGUGUGUCCAUGAUAGCUGAGUAAAACGAAAAGAAAAAAAUAUAACAGGAAAAAGAUGUCCUUUGCAUCCGCUGUUGAGCGAAGACUGAGGCCCCGCACAUACACCGUAAGAAGGCUUUCUGAGCUGGGCCAGCCCCACACUGACACGUGGGGGUCUAGGGGCAAAGAGAGGGGCCUUUAUUACACGUAGAUGUGAAGUAAGCAUCUGAUGUUGCCACCAGGUAACUGGAUUUUCCUCUGCACGUGGGCUUGGAUGAGGGCGAGGCAGAAUUUAAGGCUGUGCUCACCGUUAGGGCGCCUGACUUGCAGCGCCACUUCCUUACGUUCUGCGCUCUGGGCACUGCUUGCCUCACUCCAGCACCGUCUCUCACCUGGACUCACCUGGGCUCACCUGGACGGAUGCCAUGGACUCCUAACCUCCCAUCCUCUUCCCUGCCGUGGUGCAUCACAUUUGUGUCCUCUCAGCAGAACAGCCAGAGGGAUUCUGUUACGUCCAGGCAAGUGGCAGGAAGCCGGCGGGUUCUGUGUGUCAUUCACUGCUGAACGCACAGCGCCCAGAUCGAGACCUGUCCCUUGGUCCACGUUCGCUGGAUGGAUGACAGUGCACGGGGUGGGAGGGAUCAUUUCUGACACACGUGGGCAGCUGGGGCCCCGGGACCCCCCUCGUGACUCCUGGCCGCAGCCAGACCCCUGACCGACCCUGUUCCGACGUGGCGGGUCAAACCUCAGAACGCUGCAACCAGAGAUCACACCGCCUCUGCGCCUUUGUCUUUCUUGGCCUCAGCUCAUGAGAAGCUUUGUCUUUGGAAAACCAAUCGAGCCCUCUGCCAGAAAGGUCUGCCCGACUGUCUUGUUGCUUCAGCUGUUUGCAAGGCGCUCUCGCCGGCUGCUUGGCCGCGGGGGGCCCACGGGGAGCCAGGGUCAGGUGACGGGCGUCCCGGCCGCGGUGUGCAGGCUGCAGAGCGCAUCUUCAGGGUGCCUCCUCCCCCCCAACGCUCAGCCCUCCGGCCCACAGCCUGCCAGUGCAUUGUUUCUGUGCAAGGCCGGGACCCAAAGGGAGGCCAGAUGUUAGCAGGCCCGGCGGCCUUGCUUUACAGCGGGGAUGGUGGAGAAGAACACAGACCAUCGCCAACCCCACCGGCACCCAGAGCUCGCCCUCCUGCGGCCUGAGCACGCGGGCAGCAAGAUCUCUCCCCGUCAGCUCUGCUCGCGUGGAGCAGUAGGGACAGAAGAUACUGGGGUCUGGACUUCCUGAGGCUCAGGUUCUUGAUGUCUCAUCGCAGAAAGAAUUCAGUGAGAGACAAAGCGACAGGAAACCUUACAGACACAUGAAGCCUUCGACCAUCUGGAACGCAGAAACUCGGUUGGGGCUGACUGUGGCUUCGGGACCGUCCAGGUGUUCUGCAGAUGUGAACAUCUAUCCCGCACUCGCCAGCUGGAUCCCCGAACCGAGGCACGGCUUGUGCUCCGGCUCACACGUCCCUGAACACAGAGGGGUCAUUUUCUAAGUGGCCAAAGAGCAGUUGUUGACGCUGAGGCCUGAUUACCGCACACAGCCCGUCACCUUACGGAGCUGCCCUGGAGAAAGCCGAGUUCAGGGCUGUGCGUUUCCUGAAUUAGGAUUCCAAAGGGGGGGCCGCAUUCCUGUAGCCCCCACCGUCCCUACAGGCGGCACCACCACCACCACCACCAGCAUCUUUUGCAAACUCCACCGCGGCAUCACUCCACACAGUUGGAAUCCUCCCCUGGUCACCAUGGGCUGGCCUAUCCUAAAGGUUUUGUUGGUGGGGGUGACUUUCCUGGGGUGUCUUUAUCCUCUCGUGGAUUUGAGCUUAAGCGGGAAAACAAGAGACCAGAAACCGAAUUUCGUGAUCAUCUUGGCAGAUGACAUGGGGUGGGGUGACCUGGGAGCAAACUGGGCAGAAACGAAAGACACUGCCAACCUUGAUAAGAUGGCAGCAGAAGGAAUGAGGUUCGUGGAUUUCCACGCGGCCGCCUCCACCUGCUCGCCCUCCCGGGCCGCCCUGCUCACCGGCCGCCUCGGCCUCCGCACUGGAGUCACCCACAACUUCGCGGUCACCUCCGUGGGGGGCCUUCCACUCAACGAGACCACCUUGGCCGAAGUGCUGCAGCGGGCCGGCUACGUCACCGGGAUGAUCGGCAAGUGGCAUCUUGGGCACCAUGGUUCUCAUCACCCCAGCUUCCGUGGAUUUGAUUACUACUUUGGAAUCCCGUACAGCCAUGACAUGGGCUGCACUGACACCCCCGGCUACAACCACCCCCCUUGCCCGGCAUGUCCUCGGGGCGACAGACCAUCAAGGAACCUGGAGAAGGACUGUUACUCGGACGUGGCCCUUCCUCUCUACGAGAAUCUCGACAUCGUGGAGCAGCCCGUGAACUUGAGCGGCCUCGCACAGAAGUAUGCGGAGAAGGCUGCCCAGUUUAUCCAGCGGGCGAGCGCCAGCGCGAGACCCUUCCUGCUGUACGUAGCGCUGGCCCACAUGCACGUGCCCUUGUCCGGGAGCCCGCUGGCAGCAGAAGCCGGGGGUCGAAGGCUGUACAGCGCAGGCCUCCGGGAGAUGGACAGCCUCGUGGGCCAGAUCAAGGACAAAGUUGACCUCAUAGCUGAAAACAACACAUUCCUCUGGUUUACAGGAGACAACGGCCCGUGGGCUCAGAAGUGCGAGCUAGCAGGGAGCGUGGGGCCCUUCACCGGAUCGUGGCAGACGCGUCAAGGCGGAAGUCCAGCCAAGCAGACCACCUGGGAAGGAGGACACCGCGUCCCGGCUCUGGCUUACUGGCCUGGCAGGGUCCCCGUCAACGUCACCAGCACUGCUUUGCUGAGCGUGCUGGACAUCUUCCCCACGGUGGUGGCCCUGGCCGGGGCCCGCCUGCCCGAAAGCCGACACUUUGAUGGUCUGGAUGCCUCAGGGGUGCUGUUCCGCAGGGCGCAGACUGGCCACAGGGCGCUGUUCCACCCCAACAGCGGGGCGGCCGGAGAGGACGGGGCCCUUCAGACCGUCCGCCUGGGGCGGUACAAGGCCUUCUACGUCACCGGUGGAGCCAGAGCCUGCGACGGGAGCGUCGGCCCCCAGCGGCGCCACGAGCCGCCCCUCAUCUUUAACCUGGAGGAGGACGUGGCGGAAGCCGUGCCCCUGGACAGGGGCGGUGCCGAGUACCAGAGAGCGCUGCCCCGCGUCCGAGCGGCUCUCGCAGGGGUCCUCGAAGACGUCGCCGCUGACCACGUCUCCCGAGCAGAUUACAGCCAGGACCCCGCGGUGACCCCCUGCUGCGACCCGCGCCGGGUGGCCUGCCGCUGCCGGGCCGCGUGAGGGAAACAGCGGCAGCGCAGCGGGGCGGCCGGGUCCACGUCCAGGUCCACGUCCAGUGCUGCCCUCCGCGCCACAUGCGCUCUAACAACAGGCUGCGCCCCGGGCUGUGAAGCCACCACCCUGCGCCCCCGCCGUCCCUUCCGCGUGCCCUUCCGCGAACCUGCUGAGCCCGAGGGGUAAGAAAAGGCACCCAGGCCUUGCCGUCAGGAGUCAGCCCUGGUCCCAGCCCCAACGCUUGAACGUGGGCAGUUAUGUAACCUAACCCACAAGCUGAUUUUGAAGAGGAAGCAGGUGACACGUGAGAAUGCCUGCCUGGCUCGUGACGUGGUACCCCGCAGGCACACCAUACAUUUUAGUUUCUUUUUUUUUUUUAAUGUACCUGGUUUUGCUGGCCAUUUGAACAGAGGUUCAUCCCGGCUGGCAUCUAGAGCAGCGAGCGCCUCCCUGGCUUUUGUAGGCGUCCAGGUCCCCUGGGAGCCUGUGACGGUGUGGAUUCUGACCAGGUGGGCUGGAGAUGCUCCGUGUCUAGGUCCCCCCGGGGAGCUGUGAGCAGCACAGGUGCAGACCUGACAAAGUCACAUCUGCGUCCAGGUCUCAGAGCAGCGCCGCCCACAGAGGUCCAUGGCCCCACCCCCCCCCCGCCCAAGGCAGGUCAAAUGGCUGUAUUUUAAAGAUUUGGGGAAUUCUUCCUGCUUCCUCGAACCACAAAGAAAUAAA